Messenger RNA from Armigeres subalbatus, 3177 nucleotides. RefSeq lists its product as uncharacterized. Bases 15 to 2933 code for a protein of 972 amino acids. The transcript has 7 exons. The record is from RefSeq and is a predicted model, not a curated record. NCBI's taxonomy places the organism in Eukaryota, Metazoa, Arthropoda, Insecta, Diptera, Culicidae.
AACAGCAGCUCGAAAUGAACGGACGCAAAAAUGGAACUUCCAUGCAACCCACUUCGAAAUUCACAUCCUCCAGUCGGAAGUCAGUACUUCAGGGAACCAAAAAUUUCGUCUGGGAUCGCGAAGAGUUGUCCUCAAAUUUACCGUACUUCAAUCGCAACUAUGAAAUUCCAUUCAAUCGUCCCCCUAAUGAGGUCAACUUUCUGGGUGGACUCGGCAGUAACAAAGCUCAUUACAGGUCAAAGGUUCACCCACAGCGGUUUUCAACCGUGCAGAAACUAAUGCGAAUGAGAACGUCCAAUCGAAUGCUGGAAACGUUGACCGAGGAUUUACGGAACGUGAACUUAUGUCGACACUCGGAGAAAAACCGCCAAAAGGGCCGCCAUAUUGGCGAAUUCAUCAACAAAAUCACUGACGAGUUGCAGCUGGCCGGAAAUGUGGAGAAAACAACGCCGUCCGAACAGUCGGAUGUACAGUUUCAGGCCAGUGCCAGGAAGAAUUUCUCCAACGAUGACUACAAGGAUAUGAUUCAAAAGUUGGACAAAAUGCUUCUGGAUGAUCAAGGCCCCCGAAGUUCCCAAGGCGCAUCGUUUCGAGACUGGGCAGUUCGGGAGCGAUUCAAUUUCAAGAACCGCAACAACAUUGAUAUGAUGCGACGUGAAAAGGAGAAUUUGGAAUCGGAGAUGGGGUCGUCGGUGGAUACGAAGUCCUGCGACUAUAUCACGUCGGAUGGGCGCCGCGUAACGAAGCUCAAGAAGGCAACCAAGAUUCCUCACAUCGAAGGACACAUGUAUGGUCCAUUUACGAAACUUCCUCGCUUGGAUCCACUUCUGGAGAGCGAAACGAAAUUCGGGAUACCUUUAAGUUUAUUGGUUCGGUCCUACCGAGAAAUGGAUUCAAUGAAGGAAGGCGAACGGAAUGUGAUCAAUACGAGAUUGUCCCACAUGAGGAUUCCGUUGUGCCCGAGAAGCAGCGAUGAGUCGUCCGACGAUGAUGAUAAGAUGGAGGAAGUUAAGAUUCUGUCCUUUUUGCGGACCCCGUACUUUCGAAUUCCGAUGGUUCGUACGCAGAAAAAGCGACGCAAGGAUCGGCUUCGCAGCCGUUGGUUGAAGAAGGAUCGUUUGAAAAGGAUCACCAUGUUGUUGUACGAUCGUUCGGAGGAGAAUAUGAAACAAAGGAAAAGAAGUGGUCUACACAAAGCCGGGUCAGAUACCGAUUCGGUAGAUUCGGCUGGGGUUAAGAAGAAAGCUGCGUCUAAGAAGUCAGAACAAGAGGUGCGACCGCAGUUGUCUGAGAAGCGAAAGCGCUACUACGAGUUCAUCGAACAAAAGUCACAGGAGUAUCGUCGUCUUUAUGAUGAAUGUCUGAAGCAGAGGAUGACAUCGUUUCAAGACUUUAGGAAUAUAGACUUGGAUGAUAAACUCUCGGAAACGUCGCGAUCGAAGUCAAGAUUGCAAAAACUGAAGUCACCAGAAGAGAUUAAGGAUCCACAGGAAAGGGCCACACUGAAGUUCCCAUCAAAUCGCUUUAAAAGCUUGUCGAGAAGUGACGGACUGAUGGGGUCCUUCUACAUUGAUCCAGAGUUUCAUGACAAAGCUAAAGAUUUGAAGAUGUAUAAGAAAGGCUCCAAAUAUUACACUAGUCUGAUGCGCAGUAAAGUCGACCUUCGUCAACGUUUGCAAGUUAAUGCACCGGAUUUUGAAGAAGAGCAACUUGGAUUCAAAACAAAAUUCUUCAACCGAUUAGCAACUGAGUGGGACAAUUAUUACAUACACGAGUUACGAUACCGUCCAAAGGUGCGAAAGUUUUGUCCUAAAACCGAUAUUCUCAAUAUGCGUGAGCAGCGCCGCAAGACAUUCCUGCAGUACUACAUUGCGGAGAAUCUGCUUAAGAUUCGGGAGAAGCAGAUGCUUGAGAAGAAAUUCGCCAAGUGGAUUAAAGACUUUUGCAAACAGACGAAGCCACUCUUCAAAGUUUGGAAAGACAAGGCUUACGAUAGAGUGCUGGAAAUGUCAGACCGCGAGAAAGAAGCUCAACAGGAGUCUAAACGAUUGAGGAACGUGCUUCAGGAUAGACAAAACAAAAUUGAGGCUUUAACUGAGAAAAUUCUCCUGCUGGAGGAACGCUGGACCAAGAUUAUGCAGAUGAGGAAUUAUUAUUAUCUUCUGAUGGACUCUCAAUGGAGACUGAAAAACGACAACUUGCAUAGAUCUCCUGACGGAAGUCUACUGUCUGUUUCCGACGCCGUGCACAACUGCAGAUCCCUAUUCAUUCGAACGGAGGGCGUCAACAUUGGAACGGAAAUCGCUGCAUUCUACAAGGAGCGCAUAUUUCCCAAACUGGAAAGCCACCCGAGCUGCACUCCCGAUCCGGCGUUGUUCCUGGUAGGGCUGGGCCAAAUCAAUCAUCGCACCAUCGAACUGAUUCAAAAGUACAACAACAAGUUGAUGGUGUUCAGUCGGAUCGAUUAUCACUACAAAGGGGUGCUGCAGGAGUUUCCACGGUACUUCAGUCACCAUAACGACAUGCUCGAAACAUACAACAGCAAGGUGAUGAUGAUACAGCGCAAGAACGAGGCCAUGAAGCUCCAGGUGCAGGAGCUGUUGGGCGAGCCGCUGAGGAAGUGUGUUAGCAACAAAACAAUGCGCGUUACGGAUUCCAUCUUGAAUCAGCUGUACGAUUUCAUAAGACAGUCGAAAAACCUCGACAAGGAAAUUGUGGAAAUCAGCAGUAUGGAAAAGUUGGCAAUUAUUCAUCAAUUUAUCGUGGAUUUAUUGGCAGACUUGGAUCAGCUUCCGUUGGAUAUUCUCAAAGCAUCGGAGCUGGAGGCUCGUAAGAACCGAAAGCAAGCACUACUGCAAGCCAACAAUGCUCUCAAGAGGAAGGAGGUGUUCGAUUUGCUACGCAAACAGCUGAGAUGGCACGUGAAGAAGUAAAUGGGUGAAAUCGAAUUAUUUGACACCGAUAACAUUAAUUCGCAUGCAAACUAUUUGAAAAGAUAUGUCAUUUACAUUGUCAUUCACACAACGUAACUUUUUCAAGAAACUUGUAUUCAAAGAAAGUAAAUGCAAGUUGAGUUUUGUGUCACGGAUAUCUCCUGCAAUUGGUUACACAUUUCUUAAGAACGAACAAAUUGGAGUCCAAAGCAAUGGUCGUUUCUCAGGGAAUUAUAUUUGAAUA